Arachis ipaensis is the source of this 447-nucleotide messenger RNA. Lineage: Eukaryota; Viridiplantae; Streptophyta; Magnoliopsida; Fabales; Fabaceae. The record is from RefSeq and is a predicted model, not a curated record.
AUGGAUGAACUGAUGAAGUCGUUAUGUCGCCAUCCUUCGCGCCCGUGGUGUCGCCAUCCUUCGCGCCCGUGGUGUCGCCAUCCUCAGCUCCAUCGUCUUCAUCUUCUCAAGUCUCAACACCAGCACGCAGUAGCCUCUCAUCGGCGGUCCUCAACAGUCAACACCGGUAGCCUCCAUCGACCCCAGCACUUCGAGCUGCUGUGCAGGCAUAUCGGCGUGAAGUGGAGUCACAAUUUUACCGGUCAUCUAAAAGACGAAGAGAGAGAUUUGAUCAGGGUGGGAAUGAAGGUGAAGAUCAUCCCACCGAAGCAGAUUUGCAACAAGUUCUUGUAGAUUUUGAUAAUUGAUAAACCAUGAUGUUGGGAUUUAACAUUUAGAUAUGCUUUUAUUACUAUUUAACUUUUGAGUUUAGAUUUUGAUAAGAUCAUAUGUAUUUGGUUGAUGAUA